Messenger RNA from Symbiodinium sp. CCMP2592, 630 nucleotides. NCBI's taxonomy places the organism in Eukaryota, Dinophyceae, Suessiales, Symbiodiniaceae. The record is from the annotation of a GenBank genome assembly.
AUGGUGCUGGACUUGUGUCACGAACUCUACGUCAAUGGACAAGAGAACCUCUUCUGGCAGCCAGAGAAUGAGGAGCAUCAGAGGCGUCGUUGGCUGGCACCCAAGGUCGAAGCACCCAAGCCCGUUUCAAAGGUGCUCAAGGCCGUCCCAGCAGUUUCCGGACUGGCCUCGACCUGUGCCCCAGUCGCCCUGACCUCCCAGCGUAUCCAUCGUACAACACAGCCGACAACCGUGGCCUCGUAUGUUGUCGGCCAGACAUCGCCCGGACGCGAGCUUUCUAGGACCUAUGCGACAGCUCGCAGCAUGGCAGGCUUCCGCCAAGUUCCUGCAACUGGCACGUUGUUGGCCCCAGCUGCAUCGGUUCUCGAAAAGAGCCGUGUCCCGGCAUUCCAGCGCAGCAUCCAGCACCCAGCCGUGCCUGUGAAGCAGGUCCACCACACCGCACCACGUGUCACGAUGCGGGUCUACAUGCCCGUUCUGGUGCAAGCUGCCCCACAAGUCGUGCAUCCAAUGCCUCGCGAGACGUCGUUCCUCCGCUACCAUCCUAUGGCAUACCCCGUCUCUGUGAACAACCGUGUCCUGAACCCGCGUGUGAUCGUGCGUGCCUAUAGGCUUUCGCACUGCUCCUGA